Rhizophagus irregularis DAOM 181602=DAOM 197198 is the source of this 1530-nucleotide messenger RNA. RefSeq lists its product as uncharacterized. Gene Ontology annotation, cellular component: ESC/E(Z) complex. Gene Ontology annotation, biological process: negative regulation of transcription by RNA polymerase II; heterochromatin formation. Lineage: Eukaryota; Fungi; Glomeromycota; Glomeromycetes; Glomerales; Glomeraceae. The record is from RefSeq and is a predicted model, not a curated record. Gene Ontology annotation, molecular function: protein binding; nucleosome binding.
AUGUCUGCAUACACUCUCAAGCACGUCGUAUCGUUACCCACAAAACAAGCCACCCGUUUUUAUAGUGUUUGUUUCAAUAAUUAUGAUACUGUCAAUACAGCUUUUGCCGUUGUCGGAGGUCGUUAUGUUUUAGUUGCUCGCCUCGAUAGCGAAAAGUCGGUAGCUUUAAACGUUACACAAAAAUACUUUGACGAAAAUGAAAAGGAAGAUUUAUAUUGCUGUGCAUGGACUAUCGACCCAAUAUUUGGUGCACCGCUUCUCGCCGUGGCAGGAUUCACUGCCGUUAUUAAAAUUAUAAAUACGUCGGUUGGGUCCGUCACGAAGACCCUUCAAGGGCAUGGAGGCGAGAUACAUGAAAUGAAGGUCCACCCCAGGGACCCAUCUUUACUUUUCUCGGUUAGUAAAGAUCUAUCUAUACGUUUGUGGAAUCUUCGCACUAUGCAGGCCGUCGCUAAUUUCGCCGGUGAGGGCGGCCACCGUGAGGCGCCGCUAAGUAUCGAUAUGCAUCUAUCGGGAGACUUUUUUGCGUCUUCCGGAAUGGAUCACACGAUAAAAAUCUGGUCGUUGUGUACACCAAUAAUGAAGAACGCAAUAAAUUCUUCACCUUCAACUACAAAUUCAAGACUUUCAUCGGCGUCUACGUCGUCUACGUCGUCUCGUGCCUCCUCAUGUUGUUCGUCGAACAGCGCGCUGUUAAAGGCAGUGACCGUGCACUAUCCCAUAUUUUCAACAGCCGGAGUACACGGCAACUUUGUGGAUUGUAUAAGAUGGUACGGCGAUCUCUUACUGACGAGAUGUGCCAAUGAUGCGAAGAUUCUGCUUUGGAAGCCUGAUGUAAAAUUAGAGCCUUCCGAUAAUUCUAAUGUCACAACAGUGGUCGUAGGUGGACCAGCUGCCGUUAGUAAGAGACAAUCAAAUUUCAAAAUAAUUUGUGAAUUCGAAUUUAUUCAUUGUGAUCUUUGGUUCCUUCGCUUUGGAAUGUCGUAUGACUGUCAAACGCUUGCAACAGGGAAUCAAGCAGGAAAAAUUUAUUUAUGGGAUAUGAAGGAUGUCUUCGAUUACAGUGACUACUAUGUCGAAAAGAAAAGAUUAGAAAAUCAAGUGAUAAAAAAGGAAAAAGCUUCUGUAAAAAAUAAAAAAAGUAACAAAAAGACUAAUAAGAAGACGAAUAAAAAAGCCAAUAAUAAGAUUAAUAAUAAGAAUAAUGAUAAAACUAAUGAUGAUAGGGCAAGUAGUUAUGUAUCAGCAAAUGGAAGUGGUUUACGCAAGGAACCUAUUAUCCUUAGUUCAGCAUGUGACAGCACAAUUCGACAAGUUAAUUUUUCAAGGGAUAAACAAUGGAUUGCAGCGGUUUGUGACAAUGGUUCCUUUUGGUGUUGGAAAGCUGGUAGUAAAGGUGUUGGUAGUAGCGUAAUUAAUGAUAAUAGCGUAAUUCAUGAUAAUAGCGUAACUCAUGAUAAUAGCACAAUUCAACAAACAGCCAUUAAACUUGAAGAAAACCUUAGCAUGUUUGAAAAAUUGCGUGUUUGA